Molecule: messenger RNA, 603 nt
Organism: Diuraphis noxia (Russian wheat aphid)
Lineage: Eukaryota; Metazoa; Arthropoda; Insecta; Hemiptera; Aphididae
Source: RefSeq, a predicted model, not a curated record
AUGGCAGUAGCUGACGCGAGUUAUAGAUUUUUGAUGAUAGACGUGGGCGGAUACGGGAAAGAUAGCGAUGGUGGUGUUAUGGUAAAUUCUAAAUUUUACCAACGUAUCGAGAACGGUUCUCUUAAACUACCAAAUGAAAUAAAAUUACCAAAUUCGAACAUCUUGGCUCCUUUUGUAUUUAUAGGAGAUGAAGCUUUUCCGUUGAGAAAUUACUUAAUGAGGCCUUUUCCAAGAAAGCAGUGUCAAGAAAACGAAAAACAGUAUUACAACUAUAGACAUGCGCGAGCACGAAUGACAAUCGAGUGUGCAUUUGGCAUAGCUUCAUCAAAAUUUCGAAUUCUAUUAAAAUCAAUAGAAACAAAAGUAGAAAACGCUGAUCAUAUUGUAAAGGCUAUUUGUAUUUUACACAAUACAAUAAUAGAUUUGGAAAAAAAAUCUUCUACACAACAUUACGCCCUAGACGAUUACGAAACAGACACAUACAARGGCCAUAAUCAAAUGAUAUCGCUGAAUUACAAAGGCAGAGCCAACAAUCGAGCGUCAAGUACCGCAAUUAAUAUAAGAAAUAGAUUUGUGAAGUAUUUUAUAGAUAAUAAAAUUUAA